UUUAUUUGUGUUUUUAGAACUGGGAGUGUCUUAAACAAGGAGCAAUACCUAAUGAUGGACUGUGGCCUAAGGAGAGAUGUGCUCAUGCCAGUACUAUUAUCAAUGGUGUCUCUACCUCACCUACGCUAGUAGUGAUUGGUGGAGGGGAUAAUAGUAAUCAACCAGUGAAGGAUUGUUUGUUAUUAGACACAAACCAGUACAAUUGGAUGAAGAUUCCUCUACCUGAUACUGUUACUGGUAGAUAUACUCAUACUGUAUCAUCUUUUGUUCUUGAUCCUAAUCAUGUGUUCCUGAUAAUAGUGGGAGGUGUUGUAAAGGCUGAACAGAAACAUGUAGGGGGAGUAAUGAUAUCGAUUGGUACACCUGUUACUGAUCCUAAUAUCACAAUAGUAGUUGAACUAGUUUUUAAUGAUGGUCAAUGGUCAGUGGGUCCAGUAUUAGAUUCAUUUAAUAUUCCUUUAUUGUAUGAACUAAUACUAAAAGAAAGAAGAAAGGAAUUGAUUGGAAUGAAUGAAUACAUGACAGAUAAAGAGAAGGAGCUUCAAGUUAUCAAUGAGUUUUUACGUCAUGAUCUACAAGUGUCUAGAAUUAACAACCAAUCACUUCAGGAAGCACUUCUGGAGACUCAAUCACUAUCAA
Messenger RNA from Amphimedon queenslandica, 639 nucleotides. RefSeq lists its product as uncharacterized. The record is from RefSeq and is a predicted model, not a curated record. The annotation marks the transcript as partial. Lineage: Eukaryota; Metazoa; Porifera; Demospongiae; Haplosclerida; Niphatidae. The transcript has 3 exons.